AUGGCAGCUGUAAACCGAUACUCCGGGAAAGUGGUGGUGGUGACUGGGGGUGGUUGAGGCAUUGGGGCUGGGAUCGUCAGAGCCUUCGUGGACAGUGGGGCUCAAGUUGUUUUCUGCGACAAGGAUGAGGUGAGGGGCCGGGCUCUGGAGCAGGAACUCUUGGGCACUGUCUUCCUUGCCUUGAUGGCGUGUAACCUGAGAGUUGCUCUGAUUUCUGAGACCCUCUCUCGAUUUGGCCACCUGGAUUGUGUGGUGAAUAAUGCUGGCUACCACCCACCUGCACAGGCACCUGAGGAGACUUCUGCCCAGGACUUUCGCCAGCUGCUGGAGUUGAACCUCCUGAGCACAUACAACUUAACCAAGCUUGCCCUCCCCCACCUGAGGAGAGGCAGAGGCAACAUUAUCAACAUCUCCAGCCUGGUGGGAACCAUUGGCCAGUCCCAGGCGGUUACCUAUGUGGCCACCAAGGGUGCAGUGACAGCUAUGACAAAAGCUUUGGCCUUGGAUGAGAGCCGAUAUGGUGUCCGUGUCAACUGCAUCUCCCCAGGGAACAUCUGGACUCCACUGUGGGAAGAGCUGGCAGCCUCAACUUCAGACCCCAGUGCCACCAUCCUAGAAGGCACCUUAGCCCAGCCCCUGGGCCGCAUGGGCCAGCCAGCUGAGGUGGGGGCUGCAGCAGUGUUCCUGGCCUCUGAAGCCACCUUCUGUACAGGGCUUGAGCUUCUUGUGACAGGGGGUGCAGAACUGGGGUAUGGAUGCAAGGCUAGUAGGAGCAGUCUUGUAGAAGCCCCCAUUCUCCCGGGGGGCGGGAUUCAAUUCAUACAACAGAGGAAUAAGUUAGAAACAGACCAACAAACCCUUCACUAA
Molecule: messenger RNA, 867 nt
Organism: Cricetulus griseus (Chinese hamster)
Lineage: Eukaryota; Metazoa; Chordata; Mammalia; Rodentia; Cricetidae
Source: RefSeq, a predicted model, not a curated record